AUAGAAAGCCACGAAAUGAGCAAUCAUGAAUGAGGAUCAAUCCAGCGGCAAAAGUACCAGUGGCGAGAGGCGUCAUAAUCCUCGGUCAACUGGCAUAAGAACUUAUUUUCGUCGUCUUUGGUGGUGGAUACCCAUUGUUUGGGGGAGAACGACUGACCACUUUGACGAGAGUACUGACGUCAGUCGCAGUAUUGCAUCUCUAGAAGAUCAGAGCGACGGCGAUAUUGUUCGCAGCAGUGACUCGCCUAGUGAAGAAGAAGGCCAGAAUGCCGUUUCGAAGGAUGAUGGAAGAAAGAGUCCAGGGAAAUCUUCAUAUAAAGUAAAUCUUCCUGGAGCAGGUCCAACUGAAAAAGAUAUCAGCCAAGAAGACCAAGGUGUGAUUGCGGAAGAUAUGGAAAGAAACAUUCCAGAAUCUCGCUGGAGUCCUUGGGAGAGGUUAAGUUGCAGAAUUUGUAGAAGGGACCACAUUGAUCACGAAUCUCGCGGGAGUCUUCGACAGAGGUUACGUUGCAGAAUUUGUAGACGGGACCACAUUUUUCACGAUAUAGACUAUGACUGGCUUAUUCGAGCAAGAUUUCAAUACUUCAAUGCGGAAUAUAUGGAAAGAAACAUUCCAGAAUCUCACAGGAGUCUUCGGCAGAGGUUACGUUGCAGAAUUUGUGGAAGGAAUCACAUUGAUCACGAUAGAAGCUAUGAAAGGUUUAGUGAACAAGAAGAUCUAUACUUCUAUCUGGAAUAUAUGGAACGAAACAUUUCAGAUAUAAGCAAUGGCUCAACAAUGCCAAGGUCUAUGGAAGAAGAAUAUGAAUGCGUCGUUGCGGAAUACGAGAUGGAACGGAACAUUUCAGGUCUGAUGUUUUUAACGUAUGUAAACUACUUCUCACUUGUGAUCUAA
This is a messenger RNA of Styela clava, 895 nucleotides long. The record is from RefSeq and is a predicted model, not a curated record. Lineage: Eukaryota; Metazoa; Chordata; Ascidiacea; Stolidobranchia; Styelidae.